AAAUAUUAAAAUGUUUAAUUUAAAAGAUAUAAGAGCAAUGUAUGAAAAAUUAAAUUCUGCAUGGAAAAUAUAUGAAAUGAAAAAAUUUAAUAAUAAAUAUAUUUUAAAAAAUGAACCAUAUAAGGAAUUAUCUGUUAUUUCUAAUGUGACACAAUGUAUGUCAAAUGGAAUUUGGAACUUACUUUAUAAUAGCAAUUUUGAAGGAAUGUCAGAAAUAUGUUGUAUACGUUAUACAAAUAAAGAUCAAUUAUUAUUAUUCUUUGAUAUAAUGCAAAAAUUUCAAUAUAUACAAUAUUAUAAUGAUUUAAUUAAGAUUAUUUUAGAAGACAUACUUCCUAACAUGGAGAUCUUCUUUGAUUAUACACAAUUGGAAUAUGUGAAAAUUUAUAAAAUGAUUUCUAUUCUCUAUCAAGGUUUAGAUCCAAAAAUUCCUAUUUUAGUAAGAAUUAAUAAAUAAAGAUUAUGAUAAUACUUAUUAUUAUAAAAUUGCUUAGAAAAAGAGUGAAUAAGUGAGUGAGUGAGAGAGAUAGUGAAAGAAAUAUAUAUUUGUUACUAUAGCAAUUAGAAAACACAAUGGAUAUUAUUUUAUAAAUACAGUGUAUAAUUUUAUAAAUUAAUGAAAUAUUUUAAUGAUUUUUAAUGCUAAUAAAAUAAAUAUAAUUAAUUAUAA
This is a messenger RNA of Apis florea (little honeybee), 670 nucleotides long. It is a transcript of the gene Su(z)12, whose product is annotated as Polycomb protein Su(z)12. The record is from RefSeq and is a predicted model, not a curated record. Gene Ontology annotation, molecular function: chromatin DNA binding. Gene Ontology annotation, cellular component: ESC/E(Z) complex; nucleus; RSC-type complex. NCBI's taxonomy places the organism in Eukaryota, Metazoa, Arthropoda, Insecta, Hymenoptera, Apidae.